Nanorana parkeri is the source of this 1071-nucleotide messenger RNA. RefSeq names its product neural proliferation, differentiation and control 1 (gene NPDC1). Gene Ontology annotation, cellular component: membrane. The record is from RefSeq and is a predicted model, not a curated record. The coding region runs from base 147 to 965 and encodes 272 amino acids. The transcript is spliced from 9 exons. NCBI's taxonomy places the organism in Eukaryota, Metazoa, Chordata, Amphibia, Anura, Dicroglossidae.
GGAAAUGUAAGUCGAUCAGCAUAGCUGGGUGACUUUGGGGUCGUAGUACUGGACAGCCGCCGGUUAAUGUCAAUGGAUCAUUGAUGCAACGUCUGCAUCGGAUUUAGUGUGCUAAGGACGGGGGUCGUUUUAAUGCGAAAGACAGGAUGGUGGUCGUUGGCGUCCUCGUCCUUCUUGUGGCGGCGACAGUGGACAGUCGUUGUCCAAGUAAACUGGACUGCGUCUUGCUGAUGAGAGAGCCGUGUACCCCGGGCAGUAUAGUUUGUGGCCCCUGCAGACACCUGUAUGAGGAGACACAGACUGGGCGUUGUAUAUUUAAAGCAGGCAGCAGAACAAAGUUCACAGGACCAGAUUCCGUGAUCGACAUUAUUCAGGAGUACAGGCUGACCAAAGGCCACAGAAUAAUAUCCACAGACAUCGUUUCUGUCACCACAACAAACACUGCUGCCUCAGCACAGGCUACAUCUCAGGAGAUGAAACCCCCAAAUCUCCAUAACGCCACGCUGACAAGAAGCCCCUCUCCAGCUGCCGCAACUUUCGCGCCACAGCUAAAAGUGAGGAACAUGGGCAGGAGAAGGAAGUCGGAGAUGAACCAGUCCAUGUCACUAGCUCUGACUGUGAUCUGCAGUCUCACUGCUGUGUCUGGACUCCUCGUGGCAGCUCUGUGCUGGUAUAGGUUACAGAAAGAGGUGAGACUGGCUCAGGAGAUGACAUACAAGGGCAACCAUCAUCAACCCUGCAAGAUGUCUGCGGCUCACAUGUCUCACUACGUUCAGCAGUACAGCAGUCAGAAGAAGCAAUUCAAGGCACAGGAAUGCCCAGAAAAGAAGCCUUGUCAGCAACUUUCCACAGACUCUGAGGCAGAUAUUGAGGAAUUUGCAAUCUAUGAAUGUCCUGGACUGGCACCGACUGGAGAGAUGGAAAUCCACAAUCCUCUUUUCGACCCAUCGAGGACCAAGCAGUGAUGAAAUGCGCCACUGAAUGAUCUCUGAAUCUUAUAAUCUAUAUUUAUUAUAGCUGUAUAUCUAAAAGUAUCCUGUGUGGUUGUUGUGCAUUAAACUUUUGAUCUAG